Molecule: messenger RNA, 432 nt
Organism: Peromyscus californicus insignis
Lineage: Eukaryota; Metazoa; Chordata; Mammalia; Rodentia; Cricetidae
Product: phospholipase A2-like
Exons: 4
Coding region: 1-432 (143 amino acids)
Biological process (GO): fatty acid biosynthetic process; positive regulation of fibroblast proliferation; phospholipid metabolic process
Molecular function (GO): signaling receptor binding; calcium ion binding; phospholipid binding
Source: RefSeq, a predicted model, not a curated record
AUGUCGCUCCCCUCCACAACCCUCCCACCCCCCGCAGAAGGAACUACUGCACAGGGCAUCAGCUCUCGGGCUGUUUGGCAGUUCAGCAAUGCGCUCCAGUGCACCCUUCCUUUGAUUAAUCCCUUUCCAGAGUACAACUACUAUGGCUGCUACUGUGGAUUCUUGAGAUUCUUCAACCCAGUGGAAGACUUAGACAGGUGCUGCCAGAUUCAUGACAACUGCCUCGCUCAGGUCAAUAACCUGGAAAACUGUGCAGUCCUCAUAAGAAACCCCUACACCAGCUCCUACUCAUACUCAUGUUCUGGGAGUGAGAUCACCUGCAGUGAGGAAAAUAACCCCUGUGAGGCCUUCAUCUGCAACUGUGCCCACCAGGCCGCCAUCUGCUUCUUCAAUACUCCAUACAACAAGCAGAACAAACGAGAUAACUGUUAG